This is a messenger RNA of Drosophila obscura, 787 nucleotides long. RefSeq lists its product as uncharacterized. The record is from RefSeq and is a predicted model, not a curated record. The transcript is spliced from 2 exons. Bases 87 to 728 code for a protein of 213 amino acids. NCBI's taxonomy places the organism in Eukaryota, Metazoa, Arthropoda, Insecta, Diptera, Drosophilidae.
AUUGGAUACUUUUAAUCUGUUUUGUUCUGUCCUAACGAUCAGUCAAUUAGUAGUGAAAGAUCAGAGGUGUCAAAGUGUUAUCUAAAAUGCGGCAUUUUCUAAUUUUCGCUGUUCUGCUUGAUGUGCUGCAGCUGCAAUGUAUGGCCUUGUCUUUCUUUAAUCUGCACUCCCUGCUCGACAAAUUUAUUAAGGAAGGAGCGCAGGCAUUUCAAUCGAAUGCCGAGACCACGUCAGAGACGAAGAACGAGAUCGUGGUGGUGGAUAUUUUACUCAAGCUGUGCCAAUUAGAGCUGACGAAUAGAAAAAUAGAAGCUGGUCAUGGAAAAAACAUCAACAAUAACAUAAAUAAUAUCAAUAACGUUAUUGAAAGCCCAACGAUCCAACAGCCGCCCAUUACCAUUAUUAUAAUGAACAAUGAUGCGGAUUCUCGGCCCUACAAGAGAAGAGGGAGACUUCAUACUUUAAGGAGAAAAUAUAAAUGGCAGAGAGAAUACCGUUUUGUUAUCGAGAACGAUAACAAGAGCGAUAACUCUCCAAAUGCACAAAAAACGAACAGAAAUCGUAACGGGAAGCAUCAUCGUCGAGCCAAUUACCGAAGCGAGCAUCUUUCAGCCCGCACGGAUAUUGCUAAGGAGAAUGCAACUGUAGAUGCCGAUGUAACAGAAUGUAUACGUACGAAAGUCGAGGAACUGGAAAAAAAAUUCCUUAAUCAAGUGUUUAAGAUAUGAGACUGUGCAUGCCAAUGUACAUAAUUGAACAUACUGUGACAAAUAAAAUUGCAAUUAAA